CAGCCCAGAAGUCGUCGAUAGAAACAUGGACAAGAUAUCUAAGAUAGAAAAUUUAACAGAAGAUAAAAUUGAAGAAUACAGAGAGGCAUUCAAACUGUUUGACAAAGACGGAAAUGGCUCUAUCACGACAGGGGAGUUAAUAACAAUACUAAAAAACUUGGGACAAAACCCCACGGACGCCGAAAUUCACGAAAUCGUCACGGAAGUGGAUGCCGAUGGCAAUGGCGACAUUGACUUUCCUGAAUUUUUAUUACUGAUGUCAAAGAGAGAAAAGGAUGAAGAGACUGAAGACGAUUUGUUAGAAGCUUUCAGAGUGUUUGACCGGGAUGGCGAUGGUCACAUCAGUACAACAGAACUAAGAAUGGUGAUGUUGAAUCUUGGGGAAAAAAUGAGUGAGGAGGAGGUGGAGAACAUGAUGAAAGAAGCAGAUGAAGAUGGCGACGGCCAAGUCAAUUAUCAAGAAUUCGUCAAGAUGAUGACAAAUAGAGAGUAG
Molecule: messenger RNA, 493 nt
Organism: Saccostrea echinata
Lineage: Eukaryota; Metazoa; Mollusca; Bivalvia; Ostreida; Ostreidae
Product: calmodulin-like
Exons: 5
Coding region: 26-493 (155 amino acids)
Molecular function (GO): calcium ion binding; enzyme regulator activity
Source: RefSeq, a predicted model, not a curated record